AUGGUGCACUGGACGUCUUUUCUGCCCCUUCUUGGGAGCGCAGUCUCCGUCGCUGCUGCUGCAACCUCGAAAUUGCCUUCAGCGCAGGUAGUUCCAGGUGCUUACAUCGUGGAAUUGGCUGAUAACCAUGACUCGGAUUCUUUCUACAGCACGCUCGGAAGCGAUGAUGUUGCUGUGAAGCACCGCCUCAAGCUGGACUACAAGCUCUUCAAAGGUACCUCGUUCCAAUUGAAGAAUGUUUCGGACAUGGAUGGUGCCGCGGCGAAGAUCGCCAACAUGGACAUGGUCAUGCGAAUGUGGCCUGUACGCAUCUUCAAUGUGCCGAAAGACGAGGUUAUCUGGAAAGGCACCGAUGGUCGCACCGAGUUUGCGCAGGCAGCGCUGAAGAAGCGACAAUCCGGAAAUGCCACCACCGACACAUUUUCGACGCACGUCAUGACGCAAGUAAACCAGCUUCGUCAAGAGGGUGUGACAGGAUCAGGCAUCAAGAUUGCAGUCAUCGACACUGGCAUAGACUAUCUUCAUCCUGCACUAGGUGGUGGUUUCGGCGCCGGUCAUUUGGUAUCGUACGGCACGGACCUUGUUGGCGACGACUACACUGGCUUCAACACACCGGUACCUGACCCAGAUCCGAUCGACGAGUGCGAAGGCCAUGGAAGCCACGUUGCUGGUAUCAUUGCCGCACAAGAAAACCCCUAUGGCUUUACGGGCGCCGCGCCCGACGUCACACUUGGAGCAUACAGAGUCUUUGGUUGUGGAGGCAGUGCCGGCAACGAUGUCCUCAUUGCGGCCUACAAUCAAGCCUACGAAGAUGGUAGCGACAUCAUCACCGCUUCCAUUGGCGGAGCCUCUGGAUGGACGGAAGACCCCUGGGCUGUCGCUGUCCAGCGCAUCGUCGAGGCGGGUGUUCCAUGCACUGUUAGUGCUGGUAACGAUGGCGACCAAGGCUUGUUCUACGCCAGCACGGCAGCCAACGGCAAAGGCGUAACGGCAAUCGCCUCAGUUGAUAACACUCAGUCCCCUCAGGUCCUCACCAACGCAACAUACAGCACCGGUAAUUCUUCGACCGAGUCGUUCGGAUGGACACCUGGUAGCCCAGCCAACUGGCCCAACGUCAGCCUUCCGCUAUGGAAUGUAAACAACGAUCCGACCGACACCGCGAAUGGUUGCGAUGCGUACCCGGCCGACACCCCUGAUCUUUCUGGCUACAUCGUGUUGAUCCGUAGAGGAACGUGCACCUUCGUCCAGAAGGCAACCAAUGCGGCCGCCUACGGAGCGAAAUACGUCCUGUUCUAUAACAAUGUCGAAGGACUCAUUUCGGUUUCUGCCGCCGUUGAUGGUAUCGAAGGAACAGGCAUGGUGACAGCGGAACAGGGCGAGGAGUGGGUCGCCGACUUGGCGAGUGGCAUCACCGUCACCGUGAACAUUGUCGACCCGAAGGUUGCCCCGAUCUACAUUGUUUCUCAGCCAAAUGACGUAACUGGUGGAUUCCUCAGCACUUACACUUCCUGGGGUCCUACGUACGAGGUCGACGUCAAACCCCAGCUCGCAGCGCCGGGUGGCAUGAUCCUUUCGACAUACCCACGUGCUCUCGGCAGCUAUGCUGUUCUCUCUGGUACUUCAAUGGCAUGCCCUCUCGCGGCUGCUAUCACUGCCUUGGUCGCGGAGGUUCGCGGUACAUUCGACCCAGUGGAACUCGAGAAUGUCCUUUCGGCAACGUCCAACCCUAAUCUUUUCAACGACGGUGCCUCAACUUACCCUGUCCUUGCUCCUGUCGCCCAGCAAGGUAGUGGACUGCUUCAAGCCUACGACGCUGCAUACGCGAAGACCGUCCUCAGCGUUUCCAGCAUCUCCUUCAACGACACUGCUAACCUCGUUCAAACCACGAACUUCACUAUCCAAAAUACUGGUGGUGAUGAAGUCACGUUUGACCUCGCUAACGUCGUUGCGGCUACCGGCUAUACUCUGGAGGCGGGCACCAUCUUCCCAAGCCCUUUCCCCAACGAGCUGGACACCACUGGCGCCACUCUGAGUUUCAGCGAAGACAAAGUCACUGUCCCAGCCGGUGGAUCUGCAGUCGUCUCGGUCACCGUGUCGCCUCCUGCGCUCGACGCAACCCGUCUUCCAGUAUACAGCGGAUACAUCACCUUGAACUCGACCAGUGACUCGUUGAGCCUCCCCUACCUAGGCGUAGUAGGCAGCAUGAAGAACGCAACCGUUCUCAGUGCAGCCGACACAUACCUUACCACCUCUGCCGACCCCAACGCCAACCCCAUCAGCGGCAACCAGACCUUCACUAUCCCCUCCAAUAACGGCACUGCACCCAACGGUACCGCCUACCCAGAAGUUUUCCUCGGCCUUGCGCUUGGAAGCUCCUACGUCAAACUCGAGGUCAUCCCGCAAACUGGAUACAAUACCUCUUCGCUCGGCAACAUCUUCGGCUUCCCGCAGGUGUAUCUGCCGCGCGGAGGUUCAGUCUGGGAGUUCAACGGACAAUUGGAGGAUGGAUCUUUUGCGCCGGCAGGGUCGUACACGUUCAAGGUCAGCGCGUUGCACAUCUUUGGAGACAUGGCCAAGGAGAGCGACUACGACGUUACGGAGACGGAGACCUUCGCCAUCAAGUAUAUAUAG
Molecule: messenger RNA, 2631 nt
Organism: Didymosphaeria variabile
Lineage: Eukaryota; Fungi; Ascomycota; Dothideomycetes; Pleosporales; Didymosphaeriaceae
Exons: 3
Coding region: 1-2631 (876 amino acids)
Biological process (GO): proteolysis
Cellular component (GO): cell wall; membrane; cytosol
Molecular function (GO): serine-type endopeptidase activity; tripeptidyl-peptidase activity
Source: RefSeq, a predicted model, not a curated record